AUGGCUUACAUGCCGCCCACCUUCACACCGGACAGCGAAUUCGCUGACCUGGAGACCCCCCGCGGUCCCAAGGCCGGUAGCCUCUCCAUCACAGCCCUCGCCCGCUUCGAGUUCGAGGCUGGCAAGGCCAACGAUGGAACCAAGAUCUUAAUGAUCGAAUGGGAAGAUGAUGACAUUACUCGUUCUUCCGCCGAGGGCUCGUGGCAUGUCUCCUGGGAGGGCAAGACCACCGUCAUGCCGGCCGAUGAACGACCAAAUGAUACUACACGCCGCUUCUACUUCCUGCUUCCACCGAAUACCACCAUCCCGCCCGUCGUCACACUAUCAUACGAGCCAAACACGGGUUCCUCCUCGGCACCGGAUACCCUGCGCUUGAAUCCGCUACCGGCAAUUUUUCCGCCGGAGCUGGGUGCAACUGGUCGCUCUGCCGGAAAGAAAGGUGUACUGCAUACGAUCUGGGCGAAGAAACGACUGCGUGUACUGGAUAAUGAGAUCCGCGACGAGAGUAUAAACAAUGUCGAGGGAGUUGCGCUGCACAUGGCGGUGCAAGAGAAGGAAUGGAUUGAGUCGAACUUCGGCGUCGGAGCACAUGGCGUCGAAAGUGUUGCCAGUAGCCAUGAAUCGUCCAACAAUCAUUCCUCCACUUACCCCGCCACCCCCGUGUCACCCGUCAGUGGAAAGAAGUUGUCUGAUAAGCUCAAAGGAUUGAAGCUGCAGACGAGCGAGCGAGACCUUUCACCUAAUGGCGGAUCAACACCUUCUCUUCUGUCUCCGCAGUCACCGGAUGUCGCUGUAUCUUCAUUCAGCUCCUUCCGCAGCCUUGCCAAUCGAGCACCGCACUCCAUGCCAACUCCAGAUACAAACCCCACCCCAACGCCGAUGUCACAACUGAACCCAUCAGCGCCGGAGUCCCUUAAGCCCGUCGCACUGCACCCACCCGAAGCUCUGCAAGAAGCGCAGAAUAGCACCGACGCGCCUGGCUUCGCACCCAUCAGCUCAAUGGGUUCUAUCGUGCGCACUUCCAGUGCCGAGUCAGGCGAAGAUCUCUUCGCUAAGGCCUUGAGCCCGCGCUCGCCAGAUCUUCCCCGCAGCCCAUUUUCAUUCGCUUAA
Messenger RNA from Penicillium cosmopolitanum, 1110 nucleotides. RefSeq lists its product as uncharacterized. The transcript is spliced from 2 exons. Lineage: Eukaryota; Fungi; Ascomycota; Eurotiomycetes; Eurotiales; Aspergillaceae. Bases 1 to 1110 code for a protein of 369 amino acids. The record is from RefSeq and is a predicted model, not a curated record.